AUGACCGGUGAACUCCAGCAGGUGCACAAAGUUUGGGAGCGUACCCGCUCCAAUAGCCCAAUCUAUGGAUUUCUUCUUGAUGAGGUUGAUGUCUAUGAUGCUGAGAAAGGCCUUGUCCGGGCCCGACUUCAAGUUGGUCCUCGCCAUCUCAACUCAAAGGGCACUUUGCACGGCGCCUUUUCUGCUUGUGUGACUGACUGGGCCGGAGGCCUGUCUAUUGCUUCCUGUGGACUGGACUCCACGGGAGUCAGUACAGAUAUCCAUGUCAAUUACCUUUCGACUGCCUCCACCGGCGACUGGCUCGAGAUUGAGGGCCGCGCGAACAAAGUAGGAAACUCCCUCGCCUUUACGACGGUGUCUAUCUCCAAAAAGAGCAAGUCGGGGCUGGCCAUCGUGGCCCAGGGAUCACACACCAAGUACGUCCGGUCGCGAUGA
Penicillium alfredii is the source of this 435-nucleotide messenger RNA. Its product is annotated as PaaI family thioesterase. The record is from RefSeq and is a predicted model, not a curated record. Bases 1 to 435 code for a protein of 144 amino acids. The transcript has a single exon. Lineage: Eukaryota; Fungi; Ascomycota; Eurotiomycetes; Eurotiales; Aspergillaceae. Gene Ontology annotation, molecular function: fatty acyl-CoA hydrolase activity.